Candidula unifasciata is the source of this 1889-nucleotide messenger RNA. Lineage: Eukaryota; Metazoa; Mollusca; Gastropoda; Stylommatophora; Geomitridae. The record is from the annotation of a GenBank genome assembly.
GUGGAGGUUAUACAUGUGGGACAGAAGAAAAAAUGUGUGAUCAAUAUUUGUGUGUAAAGGUACAGUUUUUCUGUGAUGGAGAAGUUGACUGUGAUGAUGGUGAGGAUGAAAAUAACUGUGCCAACAUAGAGUUAGGGAAACACUGUGUGGAUCAUGAGUUUAAUUGUGGCGAUAAAUGUAUUUCUGAUGAGAAGAUUUGUGAUGGCUUUGAUGAUUGUGGCAAUGGUGCUGAUGAAUCAUUUGGUCUUCACUGCCUUUCUGGAAAUAACUUUACUUGUGAGAAGAAUAAUGGUGGAUGUGAUCAAAAAUGCAUUCCGAACGCAAAUAUGACAUUAGGGCGACAUUGUGAAUGUUACCCUGGUUUCAGCUUGGUUUCUGGUUCCAGCACAAAAUGUAAAGAUAUUGAUGAAUGUGCAAACCUAGGGCUGUGUUCACAAAUAUGCACCAACACAGAGGGCUCUUACAAAUGUGAAUGUUUUGCUGGUUAUAGCUUGACAAAUCACCACUACUGUAAAGCUAAUGAUGGUAGUCAUGCUGCACUUAUUCUCUCCAGCCAUCAUGAAAUUAGACGGUACCAGUUAGAUACAUAUCAUUAUUCACUUUUGUUGGAGAAUGAAACGAAUGCUGUUGCCAUAGAUUUUGACAUUCGAAAUGAUUUGAUCUUCUGGACCGAUGUGGAAUCUGAAAAAAUUUAUUCGGCUAACAUGACAUCUGGCUACAGGAAAGUGAUCAUUGAAGAUGACAUUCGAAUGCCAGGCGGUCUUGCUGUUGACUGGGUUCAUCAAAAUUUGUACUUGUCAGAUGCAGACUUAGACAAAAUUCAAGUGACACGAUUUGAUGGAUCUUGUCGCAAAACCCUUUUGCAUGAAGAUCUUGAUGAACCAAGAGCUUUGACUGUAGAUCCAAGCAGUGGCUGGAUGUACUGGACAGACUGGGGCAGAAAGCCUAGAAUAGAAAAAUGUGGGAUGAAUGGGCAGCAUAGAACAGAGAUUGUGACGAAGGACAUUUCAUGGCCAAAUGGUCUCACUAUUGAUUACGUUCAGCAACGCCUGUACUGGGUGGAUGCUAAGCUGCAUAUCAUUGGAAGUUCUGACCUGGAUGGCAACAACUACCAAACUGUAUUGAGAGACCAUAGGAAACUUGGUCAUCCUUUUGCUAUCACAGUAUUUGAAGACUACCUAUACUGGACUGACUGGAUGACAAAUGCAGUCCACAGAAUCAGUAAAUUUGAUCAUAAAAAUAUAUCAACCAUUGCACUGGAUUUAAAGUCACCAAUGGAUAUCCAUGUAUAUCACAUCUACAGACAACCAUUAGUGGUGAAUCAUUGUGGGGAUGAUAAUGGUGGCUGCUCGCAUUUAUGCCUUCCUGUGCCUCAAGUCAAGAAAAGUUAUGUGCCAAAAUGGUCUGUUUGUGCAUGUCCAGAUCAUAUGGUAUUGGAUCAUUUCAAUUGCAAGCAGUCUGAUGAAGCUAUGAAUACCAAGGCCAAUCAGCAGAAGUAUACAGAUAACAUCAGCAAAAACCAUCCUCAGUCUUCUGAACCUGUGACUAUGCUCACAGAAGCGACACCUGUCAAAUCACAUAUUAAAGUUCCCCAGACUUUUCCAGACACAGCUGUGAAUACAACUUACAUUGAGAUUUUAGAGAAGAAGGAGAGUGUUGGAUUUAUUGCUGGAAUCGUUAUUAUCAUUUUGAUUGUUUUUGGACUUCUUACAUUUAUAGUUGCCUUCGUACUGUUGAAAAAGUAUAAGUCUAGAAAUGGGAAGUCAUUCAACUUUGAUAAUCCUGUGUACCGAAAAACUACAACAGAUGAUCAGUUAAUAAUGGAGAAAAAUGUAACAAGACUUUCCCAGACUCUGCAGCCAUUAAAUCCAUUAAGUGAUGCGGUGUGA